Girardinichthys multiradiatus is the source of this 3851-nucleotide messenger RNA. It is a transcript of the gene ism2b, whose product is annotated as isthmin 2b. The transcript is spliced from 6 exons. The coding region runs from base 585 to 1985 and encodes 466 amino acids. The record is from RefSeq and is a predicted model, not a curated record. Lineage: Eukaryota; Metazoa; Chordata; Actinopteri; Cyprinodontiformes; Goodeidae.
GGCUGGGCGGGACGCGCACACAAACACACGUCCUAUAAAACCGUUGGAUGAACCAUGGCUUGAUAAUGGAUUAACGCAUUAGACAGAUAACCAGCGAGAUCAAACCAUAAAGCCCAGAUGUCAAUGUAUUGGAAGAGAACACCCAUCCACCCAUUGACGAGGAGUGAGUCACAUUUUAAAGCAGCUGAAUAAGCGUGCGCCGGUGCGGACGGGGAGAUUCAGCGUGGGGUAUUACACUCGUUUUUACGGGUACUUAAAGCCCACUGCAGCAGCAGGUUUAUGGGGAAGAGAAGCGUGGAGCUCGCGCCGACAAAACGAACCCACAGCUGCUGCGCGAGCCUCUAGUGUUUCAAACAAUCACAGCGCGCGGGAUGCCCCUGCACGCUGCUGGUGCGCAUCUUCAUAAAGAGCGACGUUUCGACUGACGAGACUCCAAAACUAUAUCCGUUCCGAGCUAAAGCCCGAGAACAAGCGGCUGACGAGAGUUUGAAAGUUUGUCCUGAACUUUGUAGCUGCCUCACCGAGAACAAAGCUGAGAAAAGUACGUUUACAGGAACUUCAAAGGGAACAGCGCCGCCGAGAAGAUGCGUGGAGAGGUCGCGAGGAGAUUUCAGAUGCUGCUCGCGCUUUGCUCGAUUCUUCUCUUCAGUUUGGGAGCAGGCUUUCCAACAAGACGCGAGAGUUUUACCCAUAAAAUUCAUGGCCAUCCAGUUCAGAGUGGUGGGAGCCAGCAUGUCUCCGAGGAGCAGCAGAACCAGGUCCAGAGCAUUCUGCCUGAGCCUCACAGCCACCAGAGGAGGUGGUCUCACCCCCAACACCGCUCUGUUGGGGUUCUUCCACAGCCGGAGCCUGAGGAGGAGACCAAACCUUUUAUCUUCGACAUAAACAACUUUCCAGACUUAGCCAAUGCUGACAUUAACUCUCAGAACCCCAACAUACAGGUAACCAUAGAAGUUGUUGACGACCCUCAGAUGGAGGUAGAGAUGGACCUGGCCAAUGAAAAAGAUUGGCUACCUUCCUCCCCCUCCUCCACAGUGGAUUGGAUCGGAGGCAAGAAGCUCUUUUGGCCCCUCUUUUGGAGCUACACCGAUUCCAGCGAGGAAAGCAACAGUCGGUCAGGCACAGACGAAACUGGGGAGGAAGAGGGAGAGGAUGAUUACCCUCUGGAUUAUGGAAGUGAAGAGCCCUUACCCAGUGGAGUGGGGGGAGACUGGGAUACUCGUUGGAAUGAAGGUUGGGAUCCCAUGGAAAGCUAUUAUAAGAAAGACACAGAUGAAUGGACUCCUUGGUCUCCAUGCUCGGUGACAUGUGGACACGGUGAAAAGAAGAGGACUAAAUCCUGUGGCUACUCCUGCACGCUGACCGAAGCUUCAAAGUGUGACCUGGAGCCUUGUCCUGGUGAUGUCAACGCUGUAAUAGAACCAUUGCCUUUUGAGAUGGAGAACGGCACUGAACCAUUUGGAACAGAUGUGGACAGCUGCGAGAAAUGGCUUAACUGCAAGAGUGACUUUCUCCAGAGGUAUCUGCAGCAGGUUUUGUCUGAGCUGCCCAGCUGUCCCUGCUCUUACCCGUCCGAAGUGGCGUACACUGUGGUGAGCCUCUACGAUGAGACUCACGGGCGGCCUUUCCGCUGGCGCGAUGCCAGUGGCCCAAAGGAGCGGCUGGACAUCUACAAGCCCUCCGCCCGAAGCUGCAUUCGCUCUGCACUUUCCAGCGACUCAUCUACUCUAGCGGCACAGCAUUGUUGCUACAAUGAUCGUGGACGCCUGAUCACACGGGGGAAGGGCGCGGGCACGCCAAACCUCAUCAGCACCGAGUUCUCGCAAGAGCUGCACUUCAAGGUGGAUGUUCUGCCUUGGAUCCUGUGCAAAGGGGACUGGAGUCGCUUCCAUGUGGUACGGCCACCGAAUAACAAACUGAGUUGCCCAGAAAACCCCCAUGAAGAUGUGUUUAUGAAUGAACUUGAAGAGGCCAGAGAGUACUGAGUUCAUACUGCUAAAACAACUACAGUUCAGUUGGAGAGUCAGAGGACCCAGUCCUGAUUUGAGAUGAAACAGCCUCUGCUAAAAGAUGUGAAAUAUUACUUCAUGGCCACACAUGAACUAUUAAUCAUGCAUAAAAAAACUCAAAGAAUGUUUUCAUUUGUGAUUGGGAGUUUUGAUGAGGUCUGUGCCUAUUUCAAAUUAGGAAUAGCAUCAUUGUCCAGAAUACAGGCUCAACGAACUGAUUUUCAUGAGAGGAGGAGGAACAAAAUGGAACAAUGUAUGUUCAGUUGCCAUCUUCUCAAACAUCUGGUGUUACAUCCAUUUAUUUCUUUCUAAAUUUUAUUCACUCCGUGGCUUGUUUUAUGUUAUCCAGUAGUUAUUGUCUACUAAUGGAUAAUAACAACAUGUGGCCUGAAGCUUUAUACAAAAAACUGUUAUGUUGACAAAGUGGUUCUUUCUAAGACACAAACAUAGGUAUGGGCAGAGUUUAGCUGAUCAACAUCUUAACAAUGCUGCUACAACACAAAAACCCUCAGGCUGUGCAGAUCCAAAACACAAUACAUGCAUUCAGUUAGUGCUUUUUCCAACACAACUGCAAAUUCUUAAGGUAUAUGGAUCUGAAUAUGAAAUUAUCUGAAAGGCAAAAUGACUUUUGAUGACAGUUGAUUGUCCUUGUAAGACUUUCCAGAGAGCGUUACGAAAGUAGCCUUUAGGUGAAAAUGAUCCAGAAAAAUCACAUUUAAUUUCAAAUGUUUUGUCACACUGACUGAUUUCAUCCGUUUCCUCAUGUUUUCUUUCAAACCCAGCUUUCAGACCCAGCCUCCAUAUCUCUACAGUGCAGAUGUGGGUUAAGAACAAGUUGGACAGUGGUUAGAUUUUGCACGUAGGUGUGUCUCUACAAUGUUCUCAGGGGGACUAACUGAUCAUAUCAAACAAAUUUGCUCAUAUACCUCAUCAGCAGGACACUUCUGGAUCUUGUACAAAGCGGGUUGGGGUGAAGUAUUAGCUGUGUAAUCCACAUAGGAAGUGAUGAACAGAUUAUGCCUUUUCAGAAAGCAGCUGGAUUCUUUACGUUUGAAGAGUUCGGUUGGGACAUAUUCCUUUCAAGCUGCUCGAUUGAACUUGAUUGGAUAGAAAAGACAUUCCUUCCUAAAUAAAGUAAUGUCUUCGGCUGACAGGAUAUUGGUACUGGCAACAGGAACAAGUUGGUAUUACCAAAUAUUUCAGGCUUUAGCCAUUAGGUAUGGUGCAUGAUAUUAAAAAAGGCACAGUUUUAACCUCUGGCAAAUACGUUUCAGCUUUGAAGAACUACCUUUGUGAUGGACACACCUAAACAUGACCCCAGGACUUGUCCUUUCUAUCCAAUCUCAUUCCAUGGAUAUUUGCUCCAAACCUCUUUUCAGGAAUUCUGCCUCCACAUGCAUACAGACAUUUGUACUUUGAAAUAGCCAGUUUUAAAGUAAGGCACUUUAUUUUUUGCCAUUUAUUACGAAGUUUGUUAUUGUGAAAUUAAGCUCACCAGAGAUGCUGCGUUAUUUCAUGAAGUUGCAAAACAUGUAAGAAGUGUUGAUAGAAAGCAUUAUCUUUGUUGUAAUUUCUGAGUCUAGUAUUACAUAUUAAGGUGUUGUACAGUAUUUAUUUGUCUUUUCUGUUUUGUUUUUUAAGUUUUCUGAAGCAUUGAAAUGUCUCUACAUUCAAUAUGGUGCACUAGUUGAACUGAACAAAUGAGGGCACCUGGUAACAAAGGGAAGCAAAACAUGUCUGUCUUUCAUUUUGUGUUGGACUGCUCUAUCAAUUUGUUGUUGCAAUUAUAUUGAAGAAAUAUCUAUAUAUAUAUAUGUAUAAAUAUAAAACGUUUGCAUUCAU